GCCCUUUCAACCGAAUCACCUCGUCUCAUCCGUCCCAUAAAGCAAAGACAUAUGACAACAUGUGUGUGAGUUGCUUGCAUAUACGCGUCGUUCCUUGCGCAUUUUCGAAAACUUCUGGUGCCACCCUUUGAAUCUGUGCUUAGCAUUGUUCUUGCAUGCAGAUGGUCCAGCGGAAACUCGUGGAACCCACGCGACUCAGCUGUUUUGCCGAUUCUGGAAAUCCUGGACCACUUGUCUUGGCUAUACACGAACUACCCUGAAGAGACUGCUCACUUUCACAAGGCAGUAGCAAGCUGUCAAGAUGGCGGCCGAAAUCGCGAGACCCGCGCUGUCCAAGCGCCGCCGUUUGUCAAGCUCUGCUGAUAUGCAACAAGCCAUUGCUCAGCCGGGCAGUAUCAAGAUCAACGUUACCGGAGCUUCGAUCAUAGAUCACGAAGAAGAGGACUCUUCACCCGAGAGGUCUCCCACAAGCAGCCAGGCAGACCACUCCGAGAUCGACGGCGAACAUUCUUAUCAGCAUCACAAGCGUGACAUACGGCUUCCGAACCACACAGCAGUUGUUUCGCACGUGGCAGCAGACAUUGGUGGUAGCUUGGCCAAAGUUGUCUACUUCACGCGCGAGAAUGAGCAUGAGUCCACUUCUGGUGGCCGACUGUCCUUUCUCUCUUUCGAAACGGAGAAGAUCGACGACUGUAUCGAUUAUCUACGCACUCUACAAGUGAAGCAUCAGCGAGCCAAUGGACUGGAUCAGUCCACCAAGUUAAGCAUCAUGGCCACAGGCGGUGGAGCGUUCAAAUUCUAUGACAAGAUUCGAUCAACGCUAGGCGUGGAAGUGGAGCGGGAAGACGAGAUGGAAUGCCUGAUCAAAGGACUGGAUUUCUUCAUCACGCAAAUACCAAACGAGGUUUUCACAUUUGAUGAUAACAACGAGGAUGGACCUAUGCAGUUCCAAGACCCAAAGGCGGACGUAUACCCUUAUCUGCUCGUGAAUAUCGGAAGUGGAGUGAGCAUGAUUAAGGUCUCUGGGCCGUCAGAGUAUCAGCGUAUCGGCGGCACAUCACUGGGCGGUGGUACUCUGUGGGGGCUCUUAUCUCUUCUGACAGGCGCGAGAAAUUUUGACGACAUGCUGGACAUGGCAGACAAGGGCGACAAUGGAGCUGUGGAUCUGCUCGUCGGUGAUAUAUAUGGUGAAGGGAUGGGCUACGAGAAAAUCGGGCUCAGCGAAAAGACGAUUGCAAGCAGUUUCGGCAAAGUGCUGAAGAGGAAGCGAGAAGCAGAAAGGCUGGCAGAGGACGGGAAUGGAUGCAGCAACGAGAAGCUGACUAGACCGAAGCUUUCGAAAACAGCAAAUGGUGUUUCAGAUGACAACGUCGGGAGUGGCCUGGUUGGUGAUGGCAGGAUGUUCAAGCCCGAAGAUAUCUCGAGAAGUCUUCUAUAUGCCAUUAGUAACAACAUCGGCCAGAUCGCCUUUUUGCAGUCAGAACGACACGACUUGAAGCGAAUAUACUUUGGCGGCUCUUUCAUCAGAGGACAUCAGCAAACCAUCCACACGUUGUCCUUUGCCAUUAAUUUCUGGAGUAAAGGCACGAAACAGGCAUAUUUUCUCAGGCACGAAGGAUAUCUUGGCGCUGUAGGAGCCUUCGUCAAGAGGAAGCCCGCGAACUGGGGACGCAGUAGAAGUGUAGAGCCAAAUGGGGUAUAGAACUUACAAAACCUCUCACGGCGUCGCCUG
Molecule: messenger RNA, 1732 nt
Organism: Cercospora beticola
Lineage: Eukaryota; Fungi; Ascomycota; Dothideomycetes; Mycosphaerellales; Mycosphaerellaceae
Gene: CAB1
Product: pantothenate kinase
Biological process (GO): coenzyme A biosynthetic process
Cellular component (GO): cytosol; nucleus
Molecular function (GO): pantothenate kinase activity; ATP binding
Source: RefSeq, a predicted model, not a curated record